Molecule: messenger RNA, 1050 nt
Organism: Entrophospora sp. SA101
Lineage: Eukaryota; Fungi; Glomeromycota; Glomeromycetes; Entrophosporales; Entrophosporaceae
Source: the annotation of a GenBank genome assembly
AUGAAAACGAAAUUCUGGUCUGCGAAAUGCCUUUUAGGCGAAAAAACUAUACAAGGUAGAUUAAAAUAUUUAGUAAAAUGGGGAGGUAAAAAUAGAAAUGGGGAAGUUUGGGAACCGACUUGGGAGCCACCAUGUAAUAUUUCCAAUGAUUUAAUUAUGGAAUGGAAUUCAAAAAAACAUUCAAUGAAAAAUUUUGGCAAUUCAGAAAAAAAUCGAAAACUUCGUAGAAGAUUAUCUGCAAGUACCAUUAGUGAUGAUGAGUUAGAUACAAGGGAAAUAAAAAGACGAAAUGUUGUUAAAGCCUCGAGUGUUGAAGAUAAUAUAGAUUCAAGUAAAAUGGAAACCUCAACAAAUGAUGAUAGUGAUGAUGGUGCUCUGACAUGCAAUAGUUAUUUGCCAAGCACACCUUUGCUGAUUUCUGAAUGUGAAUCAAUAUUAAAUGAUAAAUCAGCAGAAUUUCAACCAAACCAAACUUUUUUAAAAAAAUUUCAUGAACUUGUUUCGAAUAUAGAAGAUGAUAAUAAAAUUUAUGCAAAUUAUAAACAAGCUAUUGCUGUAAAGCAUCAACAGAGGAAAGAUUAUGGAAAGAUUUUUGAUGACUGUAAAAAUCUUAUUGAAUAUUUAAAAUCAUCAAAUGACACAUUAAAUAAAGAAAAAAAUGUCAUAAACGCAAAAUUGGAAAAAGAAAUAAAAAAAGGAGAUUCAAAUGUAGAACUUUCCAUGAUAAAACUGGAAAGUUUACAAGAAGAAUACAACAGUGAUUGUGAUGAAAUUAUAUUAGAUAAUGAAGAAACACCAAGCAAAAAUCUUGAAAAACAAAGCAAAGCAAAACUCAAGGAAAUUUACAACCUUAGAAAAGUUAUAAAUGAUUUGAAAGAAGAUAGAGAUGGAUAUAUAAAAACAAUAGAUAGUUUUAGAGACAUCACAUCACCAAAUUCUGAUUCAAAAUUCUCAUCUGAUGAGCAUGCAGAACUUAUUUCUUCAAAAAUACUUUAUGCAAUGUUAGAACAAAAUAUUAAAUUGGAAAAUGAAUCAAUUAAACAACUAUAA